Molecule: messenger RNA, 889 nt
Organism: Sitophilus oryzae (rice weevil)
Lineage: Eukaryota; Metazoa; Arthropoda; Insecta; Coleoptera; Curculionidae
Exons: 4
Coding region: 26-829 (267 amino acids)
Source: RefSeq, a predicted model, not a curated record
AUGUGUAUAUGAGUUAAAAAUUGAAAUGAUAUCGUCUAAAGAAAAGCUACUAUCUCUACCCUGGCAGCAAAGAAAAUAUGAAAACCAUAAAAGAAAGAUACAAACAGCAGUGCCAGUGGUUGACAACAAAUCGCCACCUCACCGCAGACAUGUCGCUGUCAAACUGAAGAAACUACAAAAAGAGGAUGAAAGGUCCAGAAGAAUAGAAAAAGACAACUUGAUACUACUUCGGAGACUGAACCAUAUAAUGACCAAUCAUUGGUUAGACAAUUAUUUACCGCCACAGCCAAAUUUUUUGAACAGGGUCAAAAUAUUCGAGACUGAAGAUGAUUCCGGUAUAGAUAUAGUUGAAUUGGCUCGAAGUAUAGAUUUAGAUAUGGAGGAGAUUGAAGAUAAGAGUAGUAAAGAAAUUUCUUAUAGAAAAUUAAAAUGUAUUGCCUGUUCACCGAUCAAAAUCCUAGAACCAAUUAAUGUGCCAGAAGAAAGAGUACCGUGGGAACCACAAAAGAAAAAAAUCGGAAGAAGCCGCUCGGUGCCUCCAAGAAGAUCAGUUAUUUUCCCCAGCAUAGUGGACAAGCCAAAAUCAGCAGCUGUUGCCAAUGUGAAACAGAAAUCUGAGCCUGAAGUAAAAGAAACCACGAAAACCACUAGAGUAAAAACUAGAGAAAAACCCGCAUUGCGAUAUACCGAUCCCAGUCGGAUUACCUUAACUCGCGGAUCGUUGAAGUUAUCUCUAAAUUUCCCAGUCGAUACGGUUGUUAACAUCGAUAGGAAACAAGUAAUCAGUAGUUUGUGUAAAUGUUCCAGUCAUGUCGCCGUCAAAAUAUAAUAUGUAUUUACAUUAUAUUUUGAAAGCGGAGGUAAAUCGAGUGUAUUAAACCGUAUGAAG